CUAGAGCGUACUCUGCCCCAGCUCACCUGGCUGGAGUCGACGGGUCAAUUCAGCAAGUGGGAGUUGCAGCAGGUCACCUCUUCUCGAUCCAAGCACGAGCAAUCGCUGAUUCGUCGAGGUGUGACUCGCGAAGAUUUUCAUCGAUACAUUGCGUUCGAAGCCGAUUUCGAAUCUCUGCGCUUGUUGAGGGAGGAACGUUUGAGCAGACCCAUCAGCGUCAAGGAGAGCGCCAAAGCUAGAGCAGAUGCGAUCAGGACGCUCAUCAACAUCUACGAACGCGGUUGCAAAAGGUUAAGGGGAGAUGUGAUGUUUUGGGAAGAGUACAUCGCUUGGAGUUUGGCAAAAGGAAUGAGGAUCGUCAGCGGCAGAAUCAUUGCCAGGGCUUUGGCAAUGUUCCCUAAUGCUGUCAGACUUUGGAUAAGGUGUGCGGAUUGGCAGUUGAACGUCAAUGGCGCUCCUAAUGCUGCUAGAGCGCUGCUGCAGCGAGCAAUCAGACUCAAUGCCAGACCUCAUCUCUCCAGCAUCGAGAUGCUGAGCCUUUGGAUCGAGUAUAUCCGAAUGGAGUUGGUCUUUCUGGAGAGGGUACGCAGGCGCAGAAAAGUGCUC
Ceraceosorus guamensis is the source of this 606-nucleotide messenger RNA. RefSeq lists its product as hypothetical. Gene Ontology annotation, cellular component: small-subunit processome; Pwp2p-containing subcomplex of 90S preribosome. Gene Ontology annotation, molecular function: protein binding; snoRNA binding. The transcript is spliced from 2 exons. Gene Ontology annotation, biological process: maturation of SSU-rRNA from tricistronic rRNA transcript (SSU-rRNA, 5.8S rRNA, LSU-rRNA). The annotation marks the transcript as partial. Lineage: Eukaryota; Fungi; Basidiomycota; Exobasidiomycetes; Ceraceosorales; Ceraceosoraceae. The record is from RefSeq and is a predicted model, not a curated record.